AAGAGCACGUGGAAGAUCCCAUUCGUGCAUUGAACGCAACCUAAACUCAUCAACAUCAACCCCAUCGUCGUUCUCCUUGCCGAAUAACGUGAACGGAAUAGGCGCUUUUCUUUGUGCUCGAGUUGUGAGUCUCGUAUCCGCUGCUUUGUCUUUCUCUUGGGAAAGAAUGAUCCUAUCGUUAAUUUUGAUACCCUUCUUUUUAGUAUAUGGAAGCCAACCUGAAGAGGGAACCUGGCCAGCUUUUUUCCUUUUGGAUGGGCCAAGUUUCCAUGAUUUUUUGGUCCACCAAAUUCAAAAGCUUUCAGAUCCUUCAUCGGAAAUGAUGGAGCAGUUGAGGCACUUGAGAGUUAUAAUAUGCUUGAUCAGUCUUUUUGUUUAUUGAUUUCUGGGGUUGGGUUUUGCCAAAAGACUGAAGUCUCCAAGUGCAUUUUCCUCGGAGAAAAUCCUUGUCACACUUAAACUUGAGGAUUAAGGACUGGUCCACGCUGUAUGGAAAGGUUCCAAGGAAAUGGAAUAGUAGUUUGAGUACCCACCUUAAUUUUUCACUAUCACUACUAUUUGUGAUUAAAAGCAUUUCUUUUUCACGUCCAAUGGGUGGAGAAAACGAAAUAUGGAAUUGGAAGGGCAAGAGGUUCAAUAUGAAGGACUGAUGAAGGCUUGUCCUGUCUUCCUAAGUCAGGUGAAGAAAGACAUCAUAAUUCAUAAUUUUGGCAAAAUGUUUAGAAAAAUCGACAUUUGUUCUAUGGGAGGGAGGGGAACAUCCAAAUUCCAAUCAGGCGUUUAGUUCGGGUAAGCAAGGGUGUUCGUUAGUUAGGGAGAAUGGGUUCCAAGUUCCAACCGAAACCAUUCUUUGCCUUAUAUUUCCCGCCAUAUUCGCUUCAACUCUCUUAAAACAAAGCCCAAAGGAAAUUGUGGCUGAAGCAAUCCCCCUUCCACUAUGUUCCUCUUCUCCUCUACUCUUCUUCAGGUUUGGCAAAAUUGAGAUGCUUCAGCAAUUUGUUAUUUGCUUAAUUCCCUAGUCAGAAUGGGUCGUGACAGUACUGGAAGCAGCAGGGCCAUUGGGGAAACCACUUUUCUUCAUGGUGAACUUGACUUGUGGAUUAUAGAGGCUAAAUCUCUUCCAAAUAUGGAUUUAGCUUCAGAAAGAAUGAGGAGAUUUUUCACUAUGUUUGGAACUUGUGACACUUACUUUCGAAAAAAACCUAAGGCCUCGGGCAGGCAGUCUAUGAUUACCAGUGACCCUUAUGUAUCUGUUUGCCUUGCAGGGGCUACAGUUGCUCAAACUAGAAUAAUUGCCAAUUGUGAGAACCCCCUGUGGGAUGAACAUUUCAUUGUGCCAGUUGCACAUCCUGUAGUAAAAAUUGAGUUUCAUGUUAAGGAUAAUGAUGUUCUUGGUGCUCAACUUAUAGGAGUAGUUGAGAUAGCUGUUGAAAAAGUCCUUCCAGGACAUGAAAUUAAUGAUUGGUUCCCCAUUAUUGGUCAUUUUGGGAAUUGUUUGAAACCCUAUCCUGAAAUUCAUGUUUCUCUUCAGUUUAGGCCAAUGAGACAAAACCCUCUAUAUCAACAUGGCGUUGGGACUGGACCAGAUUACAUGGGAGUCCCCAAUACGUAUUUCCCUCUCCGUAAAGGAGGAAGUGUGACCCUUUAUCAAGAUGCUCAUGUACCUGAUUCUUUGCUACCUGAAAUUUUACUUGAUGGUGGAAAAGUUUAUCAGCAAGGCAAAUGCUGGGAAGACAUAUGCCAUGCCAUUCUAGAAGCACAUCACCUCAUAUAUAUAGUUGGUUGGUCUGUCUAUCAUCCUAUAAAACUUGUGAGGGAACCAACAAAGCCUUUACCUAAUGGAGGGCAGCUUUCUUUGGGAGAGUUAUUGAAAUACAAGUCGCAAGAAGGGGUCCGUGUGGUUAUGCUGAUAUGGGAUGAUAAAACUUCGCAUGACAGGGGUCUCUUGAAAACGGUAGGUGUUAUGCAGACUCAUGAUGAAGAGACUAAAAGAUUUUUCAAACACUCAAGUGUUCGUUGUGUGCUUGCUCCUCGUUAUGCAAGCAACAAGCUUAGUUUUUUCAAGCAACAGGUUGUGGGAACCCUUUUCACACAUCAUCAGAAAUGCGUGCUUCUUGACACCCAAGCUUCAGGAAAUAAUCGGAAAAUAACUGCUUUCAUUGGUGGUCUAGAUUUAUGUGAUGGCAGAUAUGACACCCCUGAGCACCGUCUCUUUCGUGAUCUUGACACUGUCUUCAAGGAUGAUUUUCAUAAUCCAACAUUUCCUUCUAAUGCCCAAAGCCCGAGGCAACCGUGGCAUGAUCUACACUGCAAAAUUGAGGGUCCUGCUGCAUAUGAUGUAUUGACUAACUUUGAACAAAGAUGGAGAAAGGCUGCAAAAUGGCGUGACUUCAAGCUAAGAAAGGUCACUCCUUGGCACGAUGAGGCCUUGAUAAGGGUAGAUCGUAUUUCAUGGAUAAUAUCUCCCUCUCCUGGUUCUGAUGGAGACAAAAUUGUGCGUGUUUGUGAUGAAGAGGACCCUGAGAAUUGGCAUGUGCAGGUAUUCCGGUCUAUCGAUUCCGGAUCUGUAAAAGGAUUUCCAAAGGAUGUUAAGCAAGCUGCAGCUCAGAAUCUUGUCUGUGGAAAGAACUUGAAAGUAGACAGGAGCAUCCAUGCAGCUUAUAUAAAAGCAAUAAGGUCGGCACAACACUUUAUAUAUAUAGAGAAUCAAUAUUUCCUCGGGUCUUCAUAUUAUUGGCCAUCAUACAAAAAUGCAGGUGCUGAUAACUUAAUCCCUAUGGAAUUGGCUCUGAAAAUUGCCAGCAAAAUCAGUACAAAUGAGCGUUUCUCCGUGUAUAUAGUGAUACCUAUGUGGCCAGAGGGUGUGCCAAAUAGCAAUGCUGUGCAGGAAAUAUUAUUUUGGCAGGGACAAACAAUGGCUGUAAUGUACUCAAUCAUUGCACAAGAACUCGAAAAAUCAGGCCUUUCCGAUCAAUAUCAUCCACAAGAUUAUUUGAACUUCUAUUGCCUCGGUAAGCGUGAUCCUUCCUCUUCAGAAAGUUCAUCUCAGGUAAAUCAGCAAACAGAUAACCGUGCACUGGCAUUGGCUCAAGAGUUCCGCAGAUUCAUGAUUUAUGUCCAUGCCAAAGGGAUGAUAGUUGAUGAUGAGUAUGUGAUCAUGGGAUCAGCAAACAUUAACCAGAGAUCCUUGGAUGGUUCAAGGGACACAGAAAUAGCUAUGGGUGCUUACCAACCGAAUUACACAUGGGCAGCAAAGAAAUCCCACCCACAUGGCCAGGUUUAUGGUUAUCGGAUGUCUCUGUGGGCUGAACACCUUGGCAAACUGGAGGAUACUUUCCGGGAACCACAAAGCCUGGAAUGUAUAAAGCUUGUUAACAAGAUUGCCAAACGUAACUGGAAAUCAUUUGUGGAUGAUGAUUACAGAGAAAUGAGGGGACACUUGAUGCUGUAUCCAAUUAAAAUCAGAAGAAACGGGACGGUUGGUCCAUUGCCAGGUUAUGAAACGUUUCCUGAUAUCGGUGGUAAAGUUCUUGGAGCAUCCACCAAUCUUCCUGAUGUUCUAACAACUUAACACAAGUGUAAGCUCCAAUAAGUUUUAGUAACAAAACAUAUACUUCCACCUUAAUACAAAGAUUGAAGGAUGUAGCAUUACUGGAAAGUUAAAAAGAGAGGAUAACAAGUCAGGCAUUCAUGUGAUGAUCACGUUGUAAUGAUUGUUAAGACCUGAAAAGAAACCUUUGUCUAGUUGCAGCAGCAGGCAGCUGUGAUGAUUGCCUUUUCUUGCUUAUUUUGUUGUAUGUCCAUUGACGGAAAACAACUUGUACAAAUUGAAUUCGUGCUCUCCUGUCUUGACAUUAAUAGUGAUUCCAUGAAUCAGUUUUGAGAAUUUA
Theobroma cacao (cacao) is the source of this 3890-nucleotide messenger RNA. Its product is annotated as phospholipase D delta-like. Gene Ontology annotation, cellular component: plasma membrane. The record is from RefSeq and is a predicted model, not a curated record. Gene Ontology annotation, molecular function: calcium ion binding; D-type glycerophospholipase activity. Lineage: Eukaryota; Viridiplantae; Streptophyta; Magnoliopsida; Malvales; Malvaceae. Gene Ontology annotation, biological process: phosphatidylcholine metabolic process; phospholipid catabolic process.